AUGGCUAACACGAAGUAUGAUAUUGCCAUUUAUGAUUACAUCAUUAUUGGAGGUGGAACAAGUGGUGCGGUUGCAGCUCGACGUUUGGCAGAGGGAAAAGAUCACUACAAUGUGUGUCUUCUCGAAGCUGGUCCUAGUAACGAAGGUUUAGACAACAGUCGAAUGCCUGGUGGUGUAUCAACGCUGUUGCAGGAGAGUGCGCUCUCUUGGGGAUACGAUACAGUUCCUCAGAAAGGAUGUAACAAUCGUGUUCUAACCGCUAUACGAGGUCGUUUUCUCGGAGGUUGCAGUGGACUUAAUGGCACAGUGAUUGCCCGCGGUGUCAAAGCGGAUUAUGACCGAAUUGUUGACAUGGGAAAUCCAGGAUGGAGUUGGGAUGACAUGCUGCCUUAUUUUAAAGCAUCUGAAACGUUUCAUCCGGCUGCAUGGCACCAAGCAGACUUGGCUGCUCAUGGUACGAAUGGGCCUCUGCACACUGAACCGCAUCCUCUGGCGCCUAUCUCCGAAAAAAUUCUCGAAUCAUUUAUCGAUCGUGGCUUUGAAUACAAACCAGAUAUGUUCGUUCAAGGUGAAUAUGAAGGUCUGUUAUGUUCAUAUUACACUAUAAAGUAUAUUGAUAUCAGAUUUCUCUAG
Messenger RNA from Rotaria sp. Silwood2, 633 nucleotides. Lineage: Eukaryota; Metazoa; Rotifera; Eurotatoria; Philodinida; Philodinidae. The record is from the annotation of a GenBank genome assembly.